CAUUAAUACUCUACAACAGUACAACCUUAACCCAUCAUCAACCUAGUACAACCUCAACCCAUCAUCCACCUCACUCACGUCGCCCGUACUCAUAAAAAAAUUCUGUGUAUACAGACGGACUGUCUGGUUGUUGCAGGCUUGCAGCACCAGAUACAGAGUAUGGACGUGUGAUAUACAUAUAUAUAUAUAUAUAUAUAUAUAUAUAUAUCUAAUACAUAUAAUAUUGUAAUCAAGGAGCUGCAAUAACGUUCAUCCAGAAGAUGAAGAAGAUGAGGUGAGUGAGAAACUCAAAUUAUAGAGAGGAAUGGCUUACAAAGCCCUAGACCAUAUCACCUCCUCGGACAUCUCAGCACUUGGUUUACCCUCUGAAGUUGCAGAGUCAAUUUACGAGAAUCUCACUCAAAUCGUCCGUAAUUACGGGAGUGCCACGCCGGAGUCAUGGCAACGCAUCUCCAAACACCUCCUCAACCCGGACCUUCCCUUCUCUCUUCAUCAGAUGUUGUACUACGGCUGUUACCAGGAUUUCGGACCAGACCCUCCUGCUUGGUUACCUGACCCGGAAAGUGCAAAUCUAACUAAUGUUGGCCAGCUAUUAGAGAGCCGUGGAAAAGAGUUUUUGGAUUCAAGAUACAAGGACCCCUUAUCAAGCUUCUCUGAUUUUCAGGAGUUUUCAGUCUCAAACCCUGAGGUUUAUUGGAAAACUGUACUGGAUGAAUUGUGCAUAUCGUUUUCGGUGCCUCCCCAAUGUAUUUUGACUGAGGAUCCAUCUGCCGACAGCCCCUUGUCCCACCCAGGAGGUCAAUGGCUUCCUGGAGCUUACGUGAAUCCGGCAAAGAAUUGCUUGUGUUUGAAUGGUAAGAGGACUUUGGACGAUAUAAUGGUAAUAUGGCGUGAUGAAGGAGACGAAGAGUUGCCCAUUAACAAGAUGACUCUUAAGGAAUUGCGCACGGAGGUCUGGUUAGUUGCACAUGCACUUGAAACACUGGGAUUGGAGAGAGGAUCUGCAAUUGCAAUAGAUAUGCCGAUGGAUGUCAAUUCUGUGGUGAUCUACCUUGCUAUUGUUCUGGCCGGCUAUGUUGUAGUCUCCAUUGCUGAUAGUUUCGCUGCAAGUGAAAUAUCAACAAGGAUCAUGUUAUCUAAAGCAAAAGCAAUUUUUACUCAGGAUUUUAUUGUUCGUGGCGACAAAAGAAUACCCCUAUACAGGAGAGUAGUUGAUGCUCAAUCACCUACAGCUGUUGUUAUUCCCUCCAGACGCUCAAACAUUAGCAUAAAAUUGCGUGACGGUGAUAUUUUAUGGCACAAUUUCCUAGAAAAAGUCAAAGAUUUCAAAGAAGCUGAAUAUAUUGCAGUAGAAAGACCAGUUGAGGCAUUCACAAAUAUCCUUUUUUCUUCUGGAACUACAGGUGAACCAAAGGCAAUUCCAUGGACCCUUGCAACACCUCUCAAAGCUGCUGCAGAUGGUUGGUGUCACAUGGAUAUCCGUAAAGGUGAUAUUGUUGCUUGGCCCACUAAUCUUGGAUGGAUGAUGGGGCCUUGGCUACUUUAUGCUUCAUUGUUGAAUGGAGCAUCCAUGGCUUUGUAUAAUGGAUCUCCCCUUGGUUCUGGCUUUGCCAAGUUUGUACAGGAUGCUGAAGUAACAAUGCUCGGUGUGAUCCCUAGUAUUGUAAGGGCAUGGAAAGCUACAAAUUGUACAGAUAACUGUGAUUGGUCAUCCAUCCGUUGCUUUGGUUCCACUGGUGAGGCAUCUAAUGCAGAUGAAUACCUAUGGCUGAUGGGGAGAGCUCAUUACAAGCCUGUCAUUGAGUAUUGUGGUGGUACAGAGAUUGGUGGUGGAUUUGUUUCUGGGUCCUUAUUGCAGGCUCAAUCUUUGGCUGCUUUUAGCACACCAGCUAUGGGCUGCAGUUUGUUUAUUCUCGGUGAUGAUGGAAUCCCUAUACCACCAGAUGUUCCUGGGAUGGGUGAAUUGGCUCUUGGUCCCCUAAUAUUUGGAGCUUCAAGCACACUAUUGAAUGCUGACCAUUAUAAUGUCUAUUUCAAAGGAAUGCCUGUUUGGAAUGGAAAGGUUCUACGAAGGCAUGGGGAUGUGUUUGAGCGUACUUCUAGAGGAUACUAUCAUGCACAUGGCCGUGCAGAUGAUACAAUGAACCUUGGCGGUAUCAAGGUAAGUUCAGUUGAAAUUGAACGUAUCUGCAAUGCGGUUGAUGAAAAUGUCCUUGAGACAGCAGCCAUUGGGGUUCCACCCGUUGGAGGUGGGCCUGAGAGGUUGGUAAUUGCGGUUGUUUUCAAGGAUUCAAAUGAUUCAUCAUCGGACCUGAAUAAGUUGAAAAUGGCCUUCAAUUUAGCAGUGCAGAAGAAACUGAACCCUUUAUUUAAGGUUUCUCAUGUUGUGAGUGUCGCAUCUCUUCCAAGGACAGCAACAAAUAAGGUUAUGAGAAGGGUCUUGAGACAGCAACUGGCUGAAAUUGACCAAAAUUCUAAGUUGUGAUACUGUUAUCUGCAUAAAGGCACCUUGGUAAGAUAAAUAAUGGUGUUCUGUUUAUUUUCAUCACAUGAAUAUUGGCUGAUUCUCAUGGUCUGCAGUUCUAUUCCAAAUAAAUGUGUGGAUGCUAUUUGAUUCUCAUCGUCAGCAGUUCAAUUCCGAAUAAAAGUUUGGAUAGAUUAUUUCUUUAAAGAACGAAAUGAAUGAAAAGAGUGAGAGAUUGUAACUUUAUAAAAUCACAGAUACCAGAAUGAAAAUAGUGAAAGAUCCCGUUGCAGAUGCACCGGACUAUUAUUUGUAAAAUUAAAUUUGUGGGAUGGCCCCAAGAAGAUUGGAACUCCCGACUUCCUGGAUGUAAGGUGAGAGUUUUUGCUAUUUGGCUA
Messenger RNA from Cornus florida, 2862 nucleotides. Its product is annotated as probable acyl-activating enzyme 17, peroxisomal. Bases 305 to 2485 code for a protein of 726 amino acids. The record is from RefSeq and is a predicted model, not a curated record. The transcript has 14 exons. Lineage: Eukaryota; Viridiplantae; Streptophyta; Magnoliopsida; Cornales; Cornaceae.